Ailuropoda melanoleuca (giant panda) is the source of this 957-nucleotide messenger RNA. It is a transcript of the gene SATL1, whose product is annotated as spermidine/spermine N1-acetyl transferase like 1. Bases 1 to 957 code for a protein of 318 amino acids. Gene Ontology annotation, molecular function: diamine N-acetyltransferase activity; spermidine binding. The transcript has 6 exons. Lineage: Eukaryota; Metazoa; Chordata; Mammalia; Carnivora; Ursidae. The record is from RefSeq and is a predicted model, not a curated record.
AUGAGUCAACUGGGCAUGAACCAAUCAGGCAUGAAACAAUCAAGCUUACCAGACAUGAACCAACCAGGGAUGAGCCAGCCAGGCACGAGCUUAUUUGCUACGAACCAACUGGACAUAAACCAACCAAAUACAAACUUACCUGACAUGAAUCAACUGAGCAUGAAACAACCAGGUAGGAGCCAACCAGGCGGGAGCCAAACAGGCACAUGGCAUCCAGGUAUGAGCCAACCAGGCACGUGGCAACCAGUUAGGAGCCAACCAGGCCUGAGCCAGUUCACUGUAAGUCAAUCAGGCACGAGGCAACCAGGCUGGAGCCAAUCAGGCAUAAGUCGAGCAGGAAGAAGCCAAUCAGGGACAAGGCACCCAGGCAUGAACCAGCCAAGUCCAAGUCAACCAGGCAUAAGGCAACCAGGCAGAGGCCAAUCAGACAUGAGGCAACCAAGCUUGAAUUCUUUCCGAGUAAGACCUGCAGGGGCUCAUGACUCUCCUGAAAUCCUGCGCCUAAUUAAAGAAUUGGCUUCCUGUGAAAACAUGCUAGAUUCAGUGAAGUUAACAGUAACAGAUUUACUCAGGGAUGGCUUUGGGGACAAUCCCCUUUUCUAUUGCCUAAUUGCAGAAGUACACAAUCAACAAAAACCAUCAGGCAAAGUGACUGUUGGAUUUGCCAUGUACUACUUUACGUACAACCCCUGGAUUGGCAAGUUACUUUACCUAGAGGACUUUUAUGUCAUACAAGCUUACCGAGGUCUAGGUAUUGGAGCUGAAAUGUUGAAGAGGUUAAGUCAGAUAGCCAUCAGAAGCCAAUGUAACUGCAUGCACUUUCUUGUUGUCAUUUGGAACCAGGCUUCUAUUGACUACUAUACUCGUCGAGGGGCUUUAGACCUUUCCUCUGAGGAGGGCUGGCAUCUGUUCAGGUUUAACAGAGAAGAACUCAUGGAUAUGGCAAAGGAAGCGUAA